AUGUGGAUACCUCUGGAGCCUAGUAAAGAUCAAAAGAAGACUUCAUCAACCACCACCGAAAUCAGCGGAGGCCCAACCAAUGUUACCUUGGAUAGUAGCCCACCACCAGAUAACGGCGAAAAUCGGCUCUUCUCACAAACUAAAGAUUGUCAAAUGCCUAUUAAUAAUAGUGACAUUCCUCCUGCAAUAGAAGCCCCUUUUGCGGCCAAUAUAAUCACACUUUUUAUGCCCUGUCAGCAGCGCUUCCCUGUAGAUAUUGAGCAGACCUUCUCGGAGACUAUGACUACUCUUCGUCUGCCAGCUGCACGAAUCACUAGUCUGGCUCGUGCUCAACGUCUCAUUAGUCAACUUGAGGCACAAUGCAGGGCUCGGUUGGCGCGUCUAGCCUCCAGUCUUGGUCUUGGCCCCCUGCUCGAAUCUGGUCCGGAGGCAGUGGCGACAGCCGGAGCCACCGGCUCUACUGAUGUUGAUGAAGAAAAUGAUAUGGAGGUUGAUGCGGAUGCGGACGAUGCAGAUGAUGCUGAAGAGACCGAAUUCACUUUCUGUGAAGGGGAUUUAGAUGAGUUCAGCAGAGUAGUAGGUCAGCCUCGUGUUGCUGGUAACACGAAUCAGUCAAUUAAACAAGUAGAUCAGGACGAGCAUGAUCGGACCAUAACGGGAAAAUCAGCCAGGGCUCAGUCUACCAGUGAAAGCGUUGGUUCCAUGUAUGAACAUUUAAAUAAGACACUCAGUACGGCUACGAAGCAAAUUUCUGGCCGGUUAGGAAAGCAUGUGUCUGGACGGAAGUCAGCUCAUAUCGGUAUGACGAAAAUAGAUGAGGAACCAGGUUCGUUAUUUGCUUGUAAUGGUAUUAUUAUUGCCUCAUUUUAA
Messenger RNA from Protopolystoma xenopodis, 870 nucleotides. Lineage: Eukaryota; Metazoa; Platyhelminthes; Monogenea; Polystomatidea; Polystomatidae. The record is from the annotation of a GenBank genome assembly.